Molecule: messenger RNA, 4023 nt
Organism: Psylliodes chrysocephalus
Lineage: Eukaryota; Metazoa; Arthropoda; Insecta; Coleoptera; Chrysomelidae
Source: the annotation of a GenBank genome assembly
GGUAACGAUAAAAAACUGGACAGAAAAUCAUUGUUCAGAAUAAUAAAAAGAUUAGUCAAUGAAGGCUAUAUAAAAGUUUACAAACUAGCCAUGUACAACAACGCCAUAAGCAAAACAGUCGUAUUUAUCUGCCACCCGUCCGUAAAUCACAUGGAUGAUACGAUAAAAAGCGCUUGUCAACAGAUCAAAUGGAAAUUUUUCACUACCAGUUGCUCGGCGUCUAAAACGACAAAACCUCACGUGCCCGGCGUACAGAAAAGUUUGGAAAACAAAAUCGGAAAGUCCCCAUUUUCUGCUACUGAUGUUUUGAAAAGCAUCAACGAGUUGAAUAAGUUAAAUAAACUGAUGGUAAAAGAAAUACAUAGAAAACAUAGGAAAACAAUGGGAGUUAUUUAUGGAUGUAAAGCAAAAUUUACCAGGAUGAGGAUAAUGCACGAAUUCCUCUUCUAUCUGGUAUACAAUUACAACGGAUCUAAAAAACCACUACCACGUGAAGAUGUUCGUAAAUUAUUUAAAAGUUAUCGUAUCGAACUCUCCGAAAAAGAUUUGAAUGAAAUACCAAACGUAUAUUGUAACGAAAUAAGUUGGAAAAUGUUUGUACCCCCUUUACCAGCGCACGCUGGAUGGACCACCGGCUGGGCGCUGGUUUGCGAUAUCAUUCUGAGAUUUCCACUUUCUGUUCUAUUGAAAAUUCAUAAUUGCUGUUACGAAGAUUCUGAACUUUUGGCAACUUUGAAUCAUCCCGUUAAAAGAUUUUAUUUGGUAAAAGAUCAUUCUGAAAUAAUCAGACGGACCGUAUUUUUUAAGCGCAAAUACCUUUACGAUGCUUACGAUACAAUAAAUCGGUUGGUAUUUUGCGGAUUGGUUCAAUUCGGUCCUAAGAAAUAUAAAGAAAAAGACCAAUUGUUUAUCUAUGUGAACCGAAGAGCUACGGUUAAGGACACCAGAAGCAGCGGCCCCGGAUACAAUGAGGUGGAAAAUAAGGAGUAUCCCACGAUACCGUUUUAUUUUAAUACUCUUAGUGAUAUCGAUCAUUAUUGGCACAUGCUAAAUUCUAUAAGUUUAAAUACUAAGCUCAAUGCUAGAGAACCAGGUCAAAUAGUAACGCUAACUUACAUAAAUACGAAGAAUGAAUUCGUGGAAAGUAUCAAGUCAAGAACACCCAAAGAAGCACUACUACAUGAUAACGGCAUAACACCUGGUGACGGAAAAGGCGCAUGCGGUUUGGAUUCAUCAUUGUGGCCCCACCUAGUCAGAAAUUGGGUUUGGGCAACAAAAGGAACCCGCAGUUUCGUGUUUACGGGUUUAACCAAUGAAACCCUCAGAGAGAUACCACCACAAACCACACUGUUCAAUGAUUUGUCUGCGAACGUUAUACCAAAAUUCUACCUUCCUUCUGUUCAAAAUAAGGGCCAUCUCAAAAAUAUUAUGCAGCCCUCUCUUGGCUGUCGUAACAACAAAUACACGAGAAUAAUACAGAGACGAGUAAAACAAAUAGUCAAAAGGCAAUACAAUGACGAGGUCGAUAAAAAAAUUCUAAAAAAAUUGGGUACGAGAAGAGCAAAAUGGUUGGAGCAAGAGGAAGAAUACGCUUUGUUGUGUAAAAUUGGAGAUCUUAUUUUGAACGCAACGAAACAUUUCAAGAAACAGAUUAUCCCUUUUACCGUUGUUAGAGAUGUCUUGCAUCGGAUAUGCCCUUUAAGCAAAUAUAAAACUUCCAGGGCCAUUCAACGACAUUGGAGUAAAUUACAAAAACGUGCUUAUGUUGGAUUAGAAAACAAAGUUCUAAAUUUGUUCAAAUUAAAGCCAAUUGCUGAGACGUUCAAAGUUUUGUUGGAUAAAAUUGGUGUUCUCGAUGAAAAAACUAAAUUACCGUUUAAAUUGACAGAAGCAGAGAAAUCAGCCGCCUACGUUAUUUUGAUGUCUUAUAUUGUACGCAACAAGAAGAGAAUAUUCGAUGUCUUGGAAGGUAAUUUAGUUAAUAAUGACCAUUUGUCUGAAGACAAUCUAAAAUACACAGAAGAAACAGCAGUGGAGAUUGAAAAGAAAGAAAAAAAGUAUUUCGAUCCCAAAAAUGAAGUCGACAUUAAAAAAGACAUAGUUAAAUCAGUUAUACACAGCUCGCUUUGUUCUAAAAAAAUAACAGAUUUUUCGGUACAACUUUUCAAAAUUUACCAAAACUAUCCCGACGCUCUGGUCAAAGAAGCCGUAAAAGAACUGAGAGACAACAAUUUGAUUUGCUAUCGAACAAAGAAACAAAGAAGAUCAAAAGUUUGGGACACUCCAUUCUGUCUGUCGCAAUUUUACAUUUUCUUUCAGUACAGCACCUUCACCAAUAACACAGCCGAAGAAGCUUUCCGCGUUCUCAGAAACGUUAAGUCAAAACGAAUAGUAAAUUUCAAACAGGACGUAACAGCGCUGCAUAAUUUGAGGUACGGUCAAUUAUUGGGACUGAAUGAGUUUUUCACUUUUUAUCCGCAGUUCGAGUUGUCUUUUUAUUUACCGCAAAACACGAUCGUUUUGAAUCCCGACAUUGCUGAUCAUGAUGAGUUGGUGAAAGAGUUGGCCGUUAGAUAUCAGCUCAAGUUGAAGAUGUUGAUGGAAGGAAAUGAAAAUGAAAUUGAUUUUGAAUCGGAAGGUGAUAAUGACAGAACAAAAUCUCAGGACCAAGACCUAAUCUUACUAGAAGAAGACAAAGAAGUAUCUGAUAUUUAUGAACAAAUUACAACAGCCCCGACUGACAAUCAAGACAUUCCUAUUGACUUGACAAGCGAUGGUAACAAUGCGGAAACCAUCAAUCGUUUAAAAACUUGGAUAACCGAUUGCAUGACAGCGGAAAGUGAACGAAGAAGCCCCAGUCCUGAAUUUAUGAUUGAACGUUCAGAAUUACAUAGGAAUGAAUCGGAAAAUCAAGAAAAUAUUAGAAACGAAGUUGAUAAUGAUGAAUGUGGCACUGGGUUAAGAGGAAUUGGUUCGGUUGAAAGAAAUUUGAGCCAGAUUCCUACUUUGGAUGAAAUCAAGGAAGGUAUGUUAAAGACGAAUAUAAAAGACGAAGAACGAACUAUUCCGCACAUCACCGAACUAAGCGAUUUGCUCACGAAAAGUUUCAACGAUUUAAAGAUGGACACGACUACUUUGCAAAAUUUAAAGAGUCAUUUUAUUACGGAAUACGUUAAGUUGGACAACAUAAUUAUAAACGAUUUAGAUCAACUACAAGAUCACUAUAUGAUUCAAUACAUCGACGCUUCUAUGAGGAACAGAAAAAUGUGGGAUAAAAUUGAAAACGAUGUUACUGCUAAAGACUUUCGAAAGUUGCCGAAUUUUGAGGAACUAAUAAGAAAUAAUUGUGGCAGAGACGAAGAUAUCGCACUGGCAACUGAAAUUAUUCAAUUUGCUGCUGCUAAAGGUAUUCUUGGUGCGUCUGCACAAGAAUUAAAGGAAAUAUUUUUAUCUAGAGAAGCGAACUGUUCGUUGACGAGCAUAAUAAAGCAUCUUAUGGACGCAGGAAUAUUAUUUCAAAUGGGCGUUGCAAGCUUAACCUUUGUACAUUAUAAAUAUCAGCAUGUGUGGGUUGUUGAACAAGUGUUAGUAAUGUCUGAUUCAGCGUCUACCAGUAAAAAUAUCGAACUCGAUCAAAGGUUACCGACGGCAGCAAGAAUGAAACUAAUGCCUUGGGUAGGUGUUAACGGACAGCUCGAUAAAUUAGUUUUGAAAAACUGGAUAAGUAAUGUUUUAUCUUACACAUUGGAUUUUCCGAAUGUAACAUUUGCGAAAAUGUGCGACAAAUAUUGUUACAUAAAACCGGUGGAUUUGUUUUAUAUUGUACAGAUUUUAGAGGAAUUGGGCUGCGUUGAGUUGUUAAUUUACGAGUCAAGACAAGAGGAAGAUUUAUUUACAAAUUGGGUUCAGCCUGAAAAAAGGUAUGCCAGCUUCUUAGACAACUUAGAUGACAUUGUGAUUCAACCGAAUAAUGUUUCAAUGACAUGUUUGGGCGCGUUCUUCUGUGAACAACUGAAUGCUUAA